UCCACUCGAUUGCUUUCGCCUUUCCCUUCCACACAUGUGGUGUUUUGGAAAGAAAAAACAUGGCAGCGCCCGAAAGUGCGGUCCAGAUAGUUCCUGCUAAAAAGCCAACAGUCCGAGGGCCACGACGGGUAGCCAAUCAAAUUCCAGAUGAAAUCCUGCAAGACCCUGAGUUACAGGAGGCCAUCAAAGCCCUGCCUGCAAAUUACAACUUUGAGAUCCACAAGACUGUUUGGAGAGUGAGACAAGCAAAUUCGAAGAGAGUGGCUCUGCAGCUGCCAGAGGGCCUUCAGAUGUUUGCCUGUGUCAUCGCUGACAUCAUUGAGAGGUUCACAGAGGCAGAUACCAUUGUGAUGGGGGACGUGACAUACGGGGCCUGCUGCGUGGACGACUUCACCGCCAGAGCUCUGGGAGCUGACUUCAUGGUGCACUAUGGACACAGCUGUCUCAUCCCUAUAGACUCCACAGCAGGUAUAAAGAUGCUCUACGUGUUUGUGGACAUCCAGAUGGACAACGGACACUUCCUGGACACGGUCAAGUUCAACUUCCCCCCUGGACAAUCUCUGGCGCUCGUCAGCACUAUUCAGUUUGUGGCAGCACUGCAGGCUGUGAGUGCUGCUCUCAAGCUGGAGUACGAUGUGCUGGUCCCGCAGUGUCGACCUCUGUCACCAGGAGAAAUUUUGGGCUGUACCUCCCCUCGCUUGGACCGCCAUGUGGAUGCUAUCAUUUAUCUUGGAGAUGGAAGAUUUCAUCUGGAAUCAAUCAUGAUCGCAAACCCUGAUAUCCCUGCCUACAGAUAUGACCCCUACAGCAAGGUGUUCAGCAGGGAGUACUAUGACCAUGAGGCCAUGCGAGCCUUAAGGCUCAAGGCUAUCGACACGGCUCGAUCAGCCCAGAGAUGGGGCCUGAUCAUGGGCACGCUGGGCCGACAGGGCAGCCCAAAAGUCCUGGAGCACCUAGAGUCAAAGUUACAGUCACACAGCAAGUCUUUUACUCGAGUUCUCCUGUCGGAAAUUUUCCCCAGCAAGCUGGAUCUGAUGCCAGAUGUGGACGCGUGGGUCCAGAUCGCUUGUCCACGCCUCUCUAUCGACUGGGGCACAGCCUUCUCCAAGCCCCUGCUGUCCCCGUAUGAGGCAGCUGUAGCUUUGCAGGAGGUUGGCUGGAAGGAAGUCUACCCCAUGGACUUCUACUCCAAUCAGAGCCUUGGGCCGUGGACCCCCAACCACCCUGACCACCAGCCUGCACGGACCACUCGCAGACAGAACCAGAAACAAGGCUCGGAGCCAGCCCUUCCUCCCAAGCAGUGUGGGCAGGACCAGUGCACCCCCUGUGGCUGUAAAGGGGAAUGACACGGAAGGAGCGGCGCUGCGUGGGUGUGGCUCGUCUCGUGCCUGCCAGUGCCUCUGUAAUGGCUGGAGGGGGGUCAGACCAGAGGAGGAGGAGAGCGGGUAUGUGUCCAGACAGUCUAUCAACAGAGCAGAGCUAAAGCCAGAGGAAGCCGUGAGCCGCUCCUCAAAUGGAUUACCAGCCAUAAAUAAUCCCUCGUCUCACAGCACAGCCGAUCAAACCAAAUUCAUUGCUCUUAUUCACGUUCUCCCUGCAUGGGCUCUGAGCUCAAAAAAAAAAAAAAAAUGCAUGCAGCUGAGAGAAUAGCCAGCUCUUUUAUGAGCUCAUUCUUCAAAAAAAAUGUCCCCAUGAAGGAGACACUUCCUCUCGCUCUGUGAAAAUGGAGUUCUUCCUGCACAGGAGAAGCGGCCGGGCCUUUCUGUAAUGGAGACACGCUUUAUGUUAUUGUUAGGGAGAGAAAGUGUGGGAUGACCUUGCGCACAUUGUAUGGAAUUUAAAUAUGUGUAGAUGUGGGAGGCUUUGGUCCAACUUAUCCUUGGAUAGAGCUCUGACACAUUUGAAAUGUAGUUGAUUAAAAAAGUUUUAUGAAGCACUUUUACAUUAUCUUACUUUUUAUAAGAUAAUUAUUCAGAUUUUUGGAUGAUGAUGAUGUAAUGCAUUGUGACAAAAAGCUUACUCUGUCUUUUUAUCUUCUGAAACAAUAAAUCAAACACAAAAAUCU
Messenger RNA from Labrus mixtus (cuckoo wrasse), 2065 nucleotides. RefSeq names its product diphthamide biosynthesis 1 (gene dph1). Gene Ontology annotation, molecular function: 2-(3-amino-3-carboxypropyl)histidine synthase activity. Gene Ontology annotation, biological process: protein histidyl modification to diphthamide. Bases 60 to 1346 code for a protein of 428 amino acids. The transcript has 12 exons. The record is from RefSeq and is a predicted model, not a curated record. NCBI's taxonomy places the organism in Eukaryota, Metazoa, Chordata, Actinopteri, Labriformes, Labridae.